Molecule: messenger RNA, 1024 nt
Organism: Plutella xylostella (diamondback moth)
Lineage: Eukaryota; Metazoa; Arthropoda; Insecta; Lepidoptera; Plutellidae
Source: RefSeq, a predicted model, not a curated record
GUACGUGAUUAAUUUAUGAUAUUAUUGAUAAUACGCUAUCUACAGCCAGUAGGUACCGAUCAGUGAACAAAGGUAUUGGCUGUCUUCGUUUAGAAAAUUUAGUGUGUUUUGGUGUGAACAAAAGUUAAACAACUCAACCUAGGAUGUAUUCAAAGUUCCCGUUCCCCGUGUCGAUGGAGAACCUGCCUCGGCCGCGGCGCUCGUUCGGCUGCUUCUCGCUCAAGCUGGGCUGCGUGCUCACGGCGCUCAUACUCAUUCUAUACUCAAUCUUCGUGCUAGCGCACUGCGGGCGCGCGCUGUCCGCCCUGCCGGGCGCCUCGCCCGACGCCCCCGCCCCCCUCCUGCGGCUGGGGUCCGUGGUCUACACGGCCGUGCACUCGCUCGUCACGCUGUUCUUGUCUACUCUGAUGAUGAUUGGAGCUUUAAGGGAGACCCCCUCCCUGAUGCGUCCGUGGCUGGUGUGGGUGUCGGUGCAGGUGGUGGCCAUUCUGCUGCUCUUCAUCACGUACGUUGCCAGCGGAGCCCUGCCGGUCAGCCGGGACCUGCUGGGCUACUACCUGCUGCAGGGGACUGUGUUCAUGAUCCGAGUCUACAUGUUGGUGCUGGUGGGUAGCUACUACCGACAGCUGGAAGAGGAGCAGGACCAGACGGAGCGGCUGAGGUCGCUGCUAGACAAGGACUUCGCCAUGACGCACUAUUGCUAGCCGGUGAAGUGCUGGCGUAGCGCCACCGCACUUUAGCAAUCAACCAUCUUUCCAAUGCUCAUACGUGAAAACUGUCAUAAUGUGUAUGUAUGGACAAAAUGCUGCAGCAUGGUUCGUUGAUGGCUAAUGUGUUGGUGGAGGUAGCCAGCUGAUCUGGCGGUAGCUUGGAUCGCAUUAAGUUUGGAAACAAAAGUAGACUGAAAGAAGUUGGGAUAGGGCUUUAAGUUCGUUGUAUAAUUUGUAUAUAUAUUAUAGUAAUAAUAUUACAAUAUAUGUAUACUGUGUUUGUAUUACUUUGUAUUAAACUUUUUUAUUACUUA